ACACAGAGGUAUUACAGACAGAAUCCAACCAAACCCACCAAGCCAAGCUAUCGAUUCUCUUUCAUCUUCCUUUUUCUCUCUCUCUCUCUCUGAUUAACCUGACACAAAAUCCCAGAUCACGUUUGGAACUGUUCGAUUACUUGUUUUUUUCUCCAAAAGAUUCCUUCUUUCACCAACAUGGUGAGUCUUUUUUCACGAUUUUCUGUCAUCAGAAACGGCCAUCGUCGCUCCCAAAGUGCACUUGAGGAAAUGGAAGUUGCAGCCCCAGAUACAGUGGCUACAGAAACCGCAAGUGUCACAGGAUUCAUGUCUACUUCUCAUCACGGGAUCGAAGUAGCCGUUGAGUUUAAGCCGGUCGAGCAUCCCACCGAGCCGCUUGACAUCGAUCAACCCAUUCCGUGCCCAUUGCCUGAACCUUCAAUUCUGAAUGAUGGACGGAUAUGGAAAGAGCGUGUAUCUGCAGGCGUGCAAAGGAGGGCCGACUUGCCCGUAAUGCAAGAAGAAACCGGGGGCCCACCGGAACCCGAGACGCCUCGAACAAAAUCACGACCUCGAACAAAUCGCAUGAUACUUCCAUCAAUCAGUGCACCAGAACAUAACAUUCUUAAACUUCUCGAAGAAUGUCAUGCCUCGGGGAUGUAAGUUAUUGUCGUCGCUUGUUCAAAUUCGGGAAUCGUUUGCUGUAUUUUCAUAGAUUUCCAUUCUCGUCCUACAUUUUUUCGACAUCACGUAUCAUCCCGAAAACACGAAUCCAACAUUGUAUGUACAUCUCUCUGAUCAGUAUAUAUUGGUCUAUUAUAUCAUGUCGUCCAAAUGUGACC
Molecule: messenger RNA, 821 nt
Organism: Cynara cardunculus var. scolymus (artichoke)
Lineage: Eukaryota; Viridiplantae; Streptophyta; Magnoliopsida; Asterales; Asteraceae
Exons: 3
Coding region: 178-642 (154 amino acids)
Source: RefSeq, a predicted model, not a curated record